This is a messenger RNA of Nymphaea colorata (pocket water lily), 1374 nucleotides long. Its product is annotated as serine/threonine-protein kinase KIPK2-like. NCBI's taxonomy places the organism in Eukaryota, Viridiplantae, Streptophyta, Magnoliopsida, Nymphaeales, Nymphaeaceae. The coding region runs from base 569 to 1324 and encodes 251 amino acids. The record is from RefSeq and is a predicted model, not a curated record. The transcript has 2 exons.
GAGUUAAUACGGAGAGAUUUCUGCUUCUGCGGUAGCGAAAAGAAAAGAGAGAGGGUGAGAGAGCGAGAAAGGAGGAAGGAAAGAAGCGUUCGCUUCUCGUGGCGGCAUUUCCCCCUCUCCCCUCAUUUAUUUCUCUCCUUCCUCCUCCUCCUCCUUCACUCUCUCUCUCUCUACCUCCCCCCUUCUGUUUUCCUGCAUUCUUCAUAAAACGCCCUUCCCUUUCCUCUCGUCUUCUUCAAGCAGCUUGUUUCUUUUCCUACCGUCCGGCGAUGAUCUUUUGACGUCAUUGACCGGAGAAGUCGAGUCCAGGAAUGUGCUGAUAAAUUUUACUGUUAAUGGUGCCGCAUGCCCCAUGCAGACCUAUGAAAGUUUCUUUUUUAUGUGCUCGCAGAGACCAUGGAACCCAAAGAGAAACCCCACCAUAUAGCUGAAUUUGUCGACAUGAUUUACUUGCAAGGGGAUGCUUUGGAGAUAGGCUAGUUUCAAGCAAUGCUGCUGUUUCUUGUUCAGCACGUUCUUCUUGCAGACUUGAACGAGAGUAACACUGCUCGUGCACGAAAUAUAGGAGAUGGGUUCAGUUUCUGAUAUCUCUGAAAUCGAAGAAUUGAUGAGCGCUGUUCAUGCUUCUAAAAAAAGUAGCUCAGAAUGCUGCAUCUCAAAGCCUGGAAACAAGGCUGGAAAGCAGUUGAUGUCAAUCAUAUCGCGAGACUAUGCAGUAGAAAGCAAAAUUAAUCAACUAUUUGAAGCUUUGGAUUCUGAAAAUAUAUCAAAGGAAUUUGGUCAUUGUCAACGGUCCGCGGCUGGUCCUCCAUGGAAAAAUGCCUCGAAAAGACCAAUCAGGGGUGGACUGUCACGUACAUCAGGAAUUGAUACUUCUGAAUCAGUAACUUUGAAGCAGGCAUUGAGAGGGUUAUGCAUUUCUCAGGCUUCAGAGAUGGCCUCUAUGAAGAGGAGGCUAAGAUCCGAUGGAAUAUCUAAUCCAUUUGAUACUUCCACCCCUAAGAGGCCACAUGGUAAACUUGUUAUUCAGGCAGGUGAAUCUACAAAGGCUGGAAAUUCCACAGUAGCGAAUACUUUUCUGGGCAAUGCUACCAUAGAUGCCUUCAAAAUGUGCAAUGCGGACAAGACAUCGGACAAAAGCUGUUCGGAAGAGAUCAGCCUUGUCCCGGACACUGGAUCUACAAGGGAACUUAGAUUGUCUUCCACUUUAAAUAAAUGUGAGUCUACAUCUUCGGAUGCAGCAUGUGCUAUUAAUUUGUUCAGCAGCUGUCCUCUUCUUACAGUAAGUAAUAAGAACGACAGAGAAAAAUGUACGUGUAUAUAAAAGCGAAAAUCAUAAAUUAUUAUGCAAUAAUAAACUAGAUCAGAUGAGAG